GGAGUUGUCAAAGUGACAGCACACAACCAGUCGACUAUGAACAACAAUAACAAAUCGUCGUCGGCUAAUCGCAAGAUGCAUCUUGUACUUUGACUCUUUUUUCAGAAUGUUUCCAUUUUUAUGACAACGAUAUCAAUAUUUUUUGUCAUUUCGUUUGUGAUUGUGGUUGGAAUCGUCGUUAUUUUUGUGUUUUAAGUUUUCUUAGCUGCCGCAAACAGAGCGGUAAUUUGGUAUGACGAUAAUGAAUCAUUUGUGAUAGUGGAAAUGUUAUUGCAAUAUUGAAUGUUCAUAGGUUUGUCAUACAUCAGCAAACUGUUUUGCUACAUUUGUUUUGAUAACAUUUUCAGUGCAAAAAAUAGAAAUUAUGACAGUAAAACAAAGUGCUGCCACAUUUUCAAUUGGAAGUGAUUUUUUUUAGAUUUACAUUUGUUGCUUGUUAGUUAAUUUUGGUGAAAAUGGAGAAUUUCGACAAAUUUUGGUAUUUAUUACCAAAGAAGGAUGCUGAUGCAUACUUUGAACUACGAAAUUAUCUAGAGAAUCCAGGCUGUGAUACUGACAUAGCUCGACUCUUCAAGACAUCGACACAUCGUUAUAUUUUGGCAAAUCUAUUGGAGCAUCCCUAUCCGAUGUGUCAAAUUGUCCGCUGUUUACCACAGCCAAUUUAUAUGCAGUUAUACUAUUCGUCUUUGCUACAAUUUGCCGAAUUUUCGCCAGACCAAAUGAGCGUGGCCAAGUUCAAUCUGUACAGUUUUCUAAUCAAUGCUCACGUAUCGGAUAAAUGGCUUGAGAAAUGUCAAACGCACGUCUUCAAUGCAAUUUUUCAACGAAUCGACAGAAUGAAAAGCACAGAUGAAUUGCCGCUAGUGCUUUUGUCCAGUAAAUCGAUGCCAUUGAUAAGAGCGUACCAUACUUUUGUGAACCAUUGCUUUGAAGCGAAUCCAUACACAAAACGAACGGCAUUUUUUAUGGCAUCUUACCGAAGUACUCACUUUUUCGAGCCCAUAAUUCAUGACAAUCAGGAAAUUAUCGAACCCGAUUUUGUACGCAAUGCUUCAAAAUUGGUCCGUUUGGCCAUGCUGAUGAGCAACAAACCGACUCGCCCGAGUAACGAUUUCAAUUUCUACGACGAAGUUUGGAAACUAUUUGAACAAAUCGAACCGGCUGCUUUGAGUGAUAAUCAAAAGGUUUUGUAUAGUGAAUUCGCUCGUAUGUUGUCAUUGCAUCAUUUUGUGCGUUCGAAUCGACGGUAUGAAAAUUUAUCCGAUUCAAUAGCGAUUAAAAUGCUCGCAUCAAAGUACAACAUUUUGGAUUUCUUUGUGAAAUUCAACGACGGAUGCAUAAUCAUGAACACAAGUGACUAUCAUUUGGUGCGCAAACAAUUGGUUGAAAAUGGCAUAUUCAAUCGAUCAAUUAAUCCAGACAUCCAGCUAGACGGAACCAAGGCGUCCGAAGUGAAUAUGUACGAUCAAUUUUUUACAAUUAAUUUGAUGAUUUCCUUAGUUCUGCUGCGAUCCACAACAAUAAACUAUGAAGAGAUUGUACGUAUGAAAAGUGGUGAAAUCAAGCAAAUCAUCGAUAACAUUGACCAGCCACUCGAUUACAUUGAAGCCAUUGAAUUUCUAUUCAGUUUGCUGUUUUUGCGUUUUGAACACGUAAAUUCGCGAGUGUUUAGCAAUGGCAAAUUGGUGCAUACAUCCAGCAGUUUGCAUGAUUCGGAGUCGUCGAUGGAAGAAGUGAAAAAAGUUCCGGCUCCAUCAAAUGUGAAGAGUGGAUUUGCCUGUACUUUCAUCGUCGUUCAGAAUAUGAUCAGCGUCUUGAGCGCGUCCAUAAUCAAUCGAAAAACAGAUGAAUUGACAGACGAGCUCAAGCAACGAUUUGUGCGCAUUGCAAGCGCAAUUGACGAUGCCAAAUGGCGCCUUCAAUUAGUCGAUUUGUACUAUUCAACGAAAAAUUAUCUACGUGCACCAUCUGAACUAAAACUUAUGUUCACAUCGAGAUACAAGCAAAUGGACUCGAAAACGACGGUAUUCAGUAGCUCCGAUGAGAGUGAUAUCAUUGUAACCAUUCCAAAGAAACACGCAGUUGUUCGGCGAAAGACACGGCGUCAUUCGGGCAAAAAAUCAUCUAAAUCGUCAAAGUCAUCGAGAUCGGGCAAAAGUGACACAUUUGCUAACUCAACGGAAAUUGAGGGGAAAGAGCGAAAAACGAACGCCGGAUUUGAUUGUGGAAAUAUUCCAGCCAUUCGAUAUGCAAAUUAUCGCGAGAGGAAAGGAUUCAUGAGUAAAAUGCUGGGCCAACUCAUCGAUAUGGUGACCAUUGAGGUGAUUCGUGGCGAUUUAAAUGCAGCUGAAACAAUUAUUGAGGCAAAUAAUUUGUCCGAUUCAUCGAUUGCGGCCGAGGUAAAACUGCUGGAAAAAUUCAACGACGUAAAAACGAUCUUGAAAGAAUCAUUAAAAACGAUUCCCAGGGCUCCCGCCAAAAAUAUGGACUACGUCUAUUCGAUGCGGGAAAUAAAGAAUCUCGUUGGUGCCGGCUUUGAAUCCUCACAAAUAUUAGAUGUGCUUGAGGAGUUUGUGACGCAGCAUCCCAUUCACGAGACAGACGAAUCAAAGGCAAUAGUCGAUCGAUUUGUGCAAAAUUAUCCGUAUUUGGAGCUGUACAGAGGACUAGCGUUGCAAGGAGUUGUCAUCGUUGAUUUCGUACUAAGUUUGGUAUCAAAUCCAAACCUUUCCUCAAGAAUAAUCAAUAUGUUGUCGAAAUUCUGGGAUAAAAAUGAACCAGUCGAGGUGUUUAAGAAGCGAAUUGGCUACUUGGGCUUUAUUAAUGAGAUCCAUGCAAUUUUGAUGCUUUGCAACAACAGUCGUGACCAGUCGAUGUGCAUUCAAGAGCUCUUAUCUACGCAACUUUAUACAUUCCAUGAAACGGACGCAAAACAAAAGUUAGAACAGGAAAAUUUAUUCAUAAAACAAAAGCAACUCACCAUGGAAGCGCUGUCAACGCGAACAAACCUCACGCAAAGCAUUAUCGAUUUUGGUGUGUUUAAUCCAAAGAAUGCGAAUUUACUACAGAAUGUCUUUGGAUACUCGAUGAAUAUGAAUCGCUUGAUUCAAUUCAAAAAUCCCUUUGAAAUGGAUAUAAAUCGCACGUGUCUCGAAGAAAUCCUGGAAAUCGACUUGUUUUCGUUGAUCGGCGAUAUCAUGUUCGAUGAAAAUGCAAAUGCUUCAUUGAGAGAAAUCGAAGCGAUUGUUUGUAAUCUCAAUACGAAUCUCGUGCACGUUAUCACCAAAAAUACUUGUCCAAUCAUCUCGAUUUAUGACAAAUUCAGCUCGAAUUUAAACGAUGAACUGAAUGCAAUACUCCAAUCCUUACUUACCAAAGAAGAAAAAGAAGAAGACAACAAAUCGAAUGAGAAUGAUGACCCAGAAGAUACGUUGCGCAAACCAUUUAAAAUCAAACGUCAUGACAGUCUUUACUAUGUUCGUCAACAUAACGAACUGAUUGCUUAUAUUCUGGGAAAAAUUCAUGGCAUCGAACCAAUUGAACCGAUUCAAGAACCAAAAAUGCAACUAAAUUAUAAUUUACUCAAUAAUAUCAUGGAAAUGGAGGAGUUGGAUAUUCGAACAGCCCUAAAUGAAGAUUGUGAUCAAAUGUUGGCCGCACUUAGCUUUGACUCAUUCCAAUUGGACCUGGUGAAAGAGUUUAUCGAACAGAAAAACUAUCGUUUGGCACAUCGUUCGCUCCAAUUUUGCCAAGAGCGUCACUUAAAGCGCCACAAACAGGUCAUUUGGAAUAUCAAAGAUGCGUUGAUAACAAAAAUCCUAGAAGCAGAAGAAGAGAAUGGAUCGGAUGCCAACACAUUUUCGCUGAUUGAACACAUAAAAGAUCUUCAAUUAAUGUCUAGUACGUUGUUAAAGCACAUCAAUCGAAUAAGUGAUGACGAACUUGCUCGACAUUUAAUUCGAACGAUAUUGCUGCAUAGUCGCGUGAACGAGGUGCCAUCCGAUCAAAUUGAGCAGCUCACAAAUUAUAUGUCCGAUAUCGAGUUAUAUGCCAGCAUAGGGAGGGCCAUAACCAUGACGGAUUACAUAUACGAAACAUGGACUAAAGUUAUGGAAAUCUGUCGCGUGGCACCCGAACGUCUUCUCUAUUCAUUGAUUGAGCGCAAUCAAUACGAAUUGUGUUAUCAAUGGAUUCAGACGGUGUCAUUGGAGGAGACAGUAAUUAAAUCGCAAUUUAUUGACUUGUUCAUUUGUAAAAUCACCGACAAUCGCGAUAACAACGAUGAAUAUUUCAUCAAAGUGUGCGAAGUACUAUUGAAAAAAAUCAUGGUGUUCCACAUGGAUUCGAGCCUUUUACUGAAAUUAAGAAAUCGCAAGCUGCUGCAGUAUCUCGUUGACUUUUUGAUCGAAAAUUCCAACGAUAAAAAUGAUCACAUUUACAAAAAUUACAAGAUAACACUCAUCAUAUUCGAUACGAUUGAUGCCAAAGAAGCGAAUACUUUAUGGCAGCUCAUUGAUAUGCCACUGUUGAUAAUCGAGCAGUACAUUUUGAACUCGAAAUUCGAAACGUUGGUCAAAAUUCUUCAGGCGAUUCGACCGCAUAUCAAAAACAAUGUGUGUAAUUUUUGUGGAACUUCGACAAAGGCUUCAUCAUCGAUAGAAUCGAGUGGAAGCGAUCAGCAGCACAAGCUCAAUCCAAUAGAUGAUACUGAUCUGGAACAUAGUUCGCCUUUUAAUUACAGCAAUCAUGCGACUAGUGUUCAGUGUGUUGAUCAAAUUCUACGAACAUAUGCAGCGAAGGCACUUGAUUUUCGCAUCGGCAGCGGAACUGUUGAUUCAAAUGUUAUGGCGGAAAGAACCACACCAAGUAGUGCCGUUAGUUUGGAUUCGUUGUGCGGAACAUUUCAAAUGCCACGAGAAGCACCCGAUAAAGCGCAUUGGGUCAAAGAUCAUGAAGCCACUCACUGCAUGUGCUGCAAAAGAUCUCUUUUCACCAUGCUAACGCGACGACAUCAUUGUAGACGUUGUGGACGUGUUGUUUGUCAUUCCUGUUCCACCAAACGUCUUACCAUUCCGAAAUUGUACGAAAAUAUUUUGGUGCGUGUUUGUAAUGAUUGUGCUCAUCAAACCGAAGAAGCGCAACGGGUAAAAACGGAAAUUAUUGCUAGCGUUUCUACGCCGCAACCAACACCACCGGUUCAAUCUACUUUGAUUUUGGAAGAGAACGAGCAACGAAUCAGUACCAGAGAUGGAUGGGUCUAUCGAUUCACUGGCCAUCUCAAACAUGACCAUUUGCUGCGAGAAGAAUUUUCAUUUGAAUACGCACCGAGUGCGUCUCUGUGCAUAAAUCUCAUUUCGAUGCACACACCUGGGCAAGAUUGUUGUGACUUUUUGCUGAGCUAUUGCAAGAAAUUCGAAGCUCUAUUGAAACCACUCAAACCGGGCCAAUCCAAUCCGGAAGUCGAUUAUGCUUUUGUCACCAGAAUUCUCUACUGUUUGUCGUUUGCGGCAAAGAUGUAUGGCGGAAGUUCGGAUUGUAUGAAAAUCCGUGAUCAUGCCGAAAUCAUAAAUUCGGUCGUUCGAAACGGUUGCGAAUCACUUUUGCCCAUGGAAUCGAUUAACAUGAAAAGUUUGCGAACACUGCGCGACAAUCUAGUUGUUGCCGAGAAGUUUGAAUUGGCCAUUGAAAUUUCAUUGAAAUCGGGAUUAGAGAAGACGGGUAUUAUGGCCGCUUGGGGCAUUGCAUGCAUUAAAGCUGGAUGUUUUGAAACCGCUCGUGAAAAGUUCGUUCACUGUUUGAUUCCAACCACUUGUGACAAGGAUCGUCGGCAAAUCAAUCAUUUUCUGACAACGGAUGAGCAAACGGCCAAAAAUCAAAAACCAGUCCUUCAUUUCAAGUCAACGGCACGUUCGCCGAAGGUGCAACCGCUUCUUCAGGAAAUUUUGACCAUUUUAGAGUCAACUUGUCAUCCGGUGAAUUCAGACGUGUUGUUCAACGCUUCAACGUUCUCACAAUCAACUCGAUCGCUUUUAUCACUCAAAUUUACCAAAAAGGAAAAGUACCCAAUCCACGAACCGGCCGUUAAUAUUUUGCAUACUCUAUCGAAUUUGAAGCAAAUUUCACAUGGGAAAUACUCAGUGAAAACACAUCGCACGCUGGGAUUAACAGGAACUGAGGAUAUGAAUUCACUUUUUGCAUCGGACAGUGAGCAACAUGGACUUCAUUCGCGUUUCUACACCGAAUCGGUUUAUUAUCUGGCUAGCUAUGGUCGACAUUCCGAUGUUUUGCGCUUUUUGAUGAAAUAUAAACAAGUGAAAAAGGCUCUCAAAUACUCACUGUUCCUAGUCAUUCCGGCCGAUCAAUUCAUUCAAACGAUCAUCAUACCGCAUUUGAAGAGCGGCCGACUGAAUGUAAUCAUCAAUUUAAUGAGCGAAAUGGAUGAAACGUUGAUGAUGUGGAAGGACUACAUCAUUCAAAUUUGUUUGAUGCUGGAAAAACGAAACCUUCUGAAUAGCCUGUACCAAGUACAAUUAUUGCUGAAAGAUACAGUUCGAGCGAGCAUGACAUGUGUACGAUUUUAUACGGUGAACUGUGUCUUAUACCAAGAUCUACGUAAUAAUGCCCAUCAUUUGAUGAAUGCUCAACAGCAUCUGAAGAGUGAAUUGGAGUUGUGCCAGUGGGAAGAGAUCAAAACACAAUCCAAACGCCCCGAUGAACAUCAAUCGUUUGUCAUGAAAAUGGACUCCAAGUCACUAAAUCAACACAUUAAUACAAUUUGCAGCCAAAUUGAUGCUUCGAAAUUUUUGGCUCAAUGCGAAGAAAAUGGAAAGGAGACCGUUAGUUUAAUACCAAAGAUAUCGCUGCUACCUUGCACGCGGAUUCCAACAUUAUUCGAAAAUAUGCAGGAUAAAAUAAUUCUGGUCGCGUUAAUUUUAAUCUGUGGUGCAAAUGUUGAGGAAGGCUUUGGUUUGGCCUAUCGAAUCAUUCAGGAUAUGGGUUUGAAUAGUGAUAAAAUUUAUGCGAUUGUUACAAAGUAUCUGGCAGUUAAUAAUCGCCUGCAUGAUGUUGAAAAAUUGGUCAAUUGCAUCCGGGGCAAUAGCAAUCAAGGCGACACAAAAUUAUGCAAUGAAAUUCUAUCGUUGGCUGUACAAAGUGCACUCAGCAAUCACACUAGUCCGCAACGUACCAGAGCCGCCAUUGAACAUCUAAUUCGUUUGAUUACCGACGUGUCGAUGCAAAUCGAAUGUCACAUCCUAUCAGGCCAGUUGAAAGCAGCCUAUUUGCUGGCCGUGCAACAUAAGCGAGUGGCUGACAUUCGUCGAAUUUUAAGAUAUGCCGAGAAGACCAAUCAAAUCCAAAUCAAAAAACUAUGCGAGAAAAAAUUGCAAACCAUCGAUGGACAAGAGGGUCAGUCAAGUGAGCAAUAACAAUACCUUCGAAUCGAAUUGAUCUGAUCUCGCAUAAUAUUCAAACAUUUCUUUUAAAAAAUUAAUAUUGCUUAACUGUUAUUCUUUCUUUUUUCAAAUAAAAUGGACCAAAUUUCAAUA
Molecule: messenger RNA, 7547 nt
Organism: Sitodiplosis mosellana (orange wheat blossom midge)
Lineage: Eukaryota; Metazoa; Arthropoda; Insecta; Diptera; Cecidomyiidae
Gene: Sptz
Product: zinc finger FYVE domain-containing protein 26 homolog
Exons: 7
Coding region: 456-7427 (2323 amino acids)
Biological process (GO): mitotic cytokinesis; double-strand break repair via homologous recombination; regulation of cytokinesis
Cellular component (GO): lysosomal membrane; midbody; centrosome
Molecular function (GO): phosphatidylinositol-3-phosphate binding; metal ion binding
Source: RefSeq, a predicted model, not a curated record